Messenger RNA from Austrofundulus limnaeus, 3031 nucleotides. RefSeq names its product multiple EGF-like-domains 6b (gene megf6b). Gene Ontology annotation, molecular function: calcium ion binding; protein binding. NCBI's taxonomy places the organism in Eukaryota, Metazoa, Chordata, Actinopteri, Cyprinodontiformes, Rivulidae. The record is from RefSeq and is a predicted model, not a curated record.
CGUUCACUGAAUGGAUGCAAAGCGCGCAGCCACGCUCGGUUUCUCCACAUGAACCCAAACAUCUGCUGUGAUGAGGUGAAGGCGGUGAGCUGAGGGUUUCAGUCAGUGUCACCCAGCAGCUGAGAGACGGAGGCGGACACGUGUCUGAUGGAGCUGAGGAGCUCCUCUGAACACUGAUUUGUUUUUUGUUUUUUCCGAAUUGGGGAAUAAAUAUAUAUUUUUUUAGCUACUCACUGAUGAGACGCACUCAUCAGUGAGUUUGUGAGCGAACCAGUUUGGAAACUGAAGAGCAAAAUGGACAGCCUUCUAUUUCCUUUUUUGUUAAUAUUUAUUAAAGAUGCUCAUGCGUCCACGCACAGCAUUUCAAGCAACCUCCAACCUCACAUGCCCAACGUUUGCACAGACAGGAAGGUGACGCUGGUUGCCCAGAGGCAGCCGUGUGUGCAGGCCUUCACACGCAUGGCCAAAGUGUGGAAACAGGGCUGCGUGGGCCAGCCGUGGUGCGCGGGACACGAGAGGAGGUCGGCGUAUUACACGACGUACAGACAAGUGUACAAACGGGAUUAUCAGACUGAGUACAAGUGUUGCCCGGGAUGGACCCAGCUGAACAGAGAAGCAGGUUGUCUUUAUCCGACGUGCAGCUACGGCGUGUGCUUCAAUGGAGGUCGGUGUCGAGAGGGAUCGACCCUGCUUUGUGACUGUCCUGCAGGGUUCGCCGGGCCCAGAUGCCAGUACGAUGUGAACGAAUGUGAGGAAACCAAUGGUGGCUGUGAGGGUCUCUGCUGUAACAUCAUUGGGAGUUUUUACUGCAGAUGUCCUGCUGGACAGGAACUGAACGAGGACGGCAAAACAUGUCAAGAUAUUGAUGAAUGCCAGGYCCAUAAUGGAGGCUGCCAGCACAGAUGUAUUAACACCAGGGGCUCCUACUACUGUGAAUGCCUCCCCGGCUCUCGCCUUCACGUGGACGGACGCACCUGCCUUUCUGUCCAUACAUGUGCCAUCAGAAAUGGGGGAUGUGAACACUAUUGCGUGCAGCAGUCUGCUUCUCAUUUUCGAUGCCGCUGCAAGCCAAAUUACGUGCUGGCAGAGGAUGGCAAGCACUGUAUAUUGCAGAACUUGUGCGCGGACCAGAAUGGAGGCUGCAUGCAUCAGUGCCGGGUCGUCGGGGGGAAAGCUCAGUGUGGCUGUAAGGUUGGCUUUAAGCUGGCUGAAGAUGGGAAAACCUGUGAAGAUAUCGACGAGUGCGAGGCGAACGAGGCCAACUGUGCUCACAGCUGCCACAACACUCUGGGCUCCUACGCUUGUGUCUGCAACGCUGCCUAUGAGCUGGGAUCUGAUGGAAAACAGUGUUACAGAAUUGAGAUGGAGAUCGUGAACAGCUGUGAGACCAACAAUGGCGGAUGCUCGCAUGACUGCCAUCAUUCGACCGGCGGGCCCGUUUGCAGCUGUAACCCUGGCUACCAGCUAGACGACGACCUCAAAACCUGUGUUGAUGUUGACGAGUGUGGAGAACAGAGCUCCUGUUGUGAGCAGGACUGCACCAACUACCCCGGAGGUUAUGAAUGCUACUGCUCAGCAGGAUACAGACUCAGCUCAGAUGGAUGCAGCUGUGACGAUGCAGAUGAAUGUCUGGCUUCUAACGGCGGCUGUGAACACACCUGUCAGAAUACUGCCGGCUCCUUCCAGUGUUUCUGUCAUCAGGGUUUCCGACUGGACGAAGACCGACGCUCCUGCAUCCCUCUUGAAAGUGCUGUCGAGACCUCCUCCAGUGGAGGAACCAUCAAGCUGCCUCUUAUUCGCCCCCAGCUCACCUUGCUGCAGGAUAACGUCCAGCCUCUGGAGCGUUACGAUGACUACGAAGACGACCAAGGGGAGCUGAGGGCUGAAAGCAGGCUGGCAGAGAAGUUUGUGUGUUUAAAUGACACUUUUGGCAGCGACUGCAGUCUGACCUGUGAUGAUUGCACUAAUGGCGGAUUGUGCAACGUCAGGAGAAGCGGCUGUGAUUGCCCUGAAGGAUGGACGGGAAUCAUCUGCAACCAGACAUGCCUCGAUGGGUAUUUUGGUAAAAACUGCUCCUUCGCCUGUAAGUGUAAAAAUGGUGCCAGCUGUGAUCCGGUUAGUGGAAGCUGCCGCUGCCCUCCUGGUGUGAGUGGAGAUUUGUGUCAAGACGGCUGUCCUAAAGGCUUCUAUGGGAAGCAAUGCAACAAAAAGUGUAAUUGUGCCAAUAAUGGCCRCUGCCACCGGACGUACGGAGCCUGCCUGUGUGAUCCUGGACUUUAUGGCCGCUUCUGUCACCUCCCCUGUCCUAAGUGGACUUUUGGAGCCGGGUGCUCUCAGGAGUGCCAGUGUGACCAGAAAAACACUAAAGAAUGUCACCGUCGCCACGGGACCUGCAUCUGUAAACCUGGUUAUCAGGGCGACACCUGUAAGGAAGGAGUGUCCUGUGACCACGUGACUGGAGAGUGCCAACAGAAAUGUCCUCCUGGUUAUCAUGGCGAGAAAUGUAAACGAGAGUGUCCAGAGGGAAUGUUUGGGCCAGGCUGCGUCCAUCCUUGUAACUGCACCRGAGCCUCGUGUGACAGAGUGAUGGGACAAUGCCGGUGUCCAGCGGGGACAUUUGGACAGCAAUGUGAGAACUUGUGUCCGGAGGGUUUCUGGGGUUCCGGCUGCAAACAUAACUGUCCGGUUUGUGAGAAUGGUGGCGAGUGUGAUAAACACAACGGGUCGUGCCUCUGCCCGCCAGGAUUCGUGGGAAGACUCUGUCAAAGCUCAUGCCCGAGUGGACGUUUUGGUCAAAGAUGCCAGAUGAAAUGUGUGUGUGAGAACGAUGCUCGCUGCGACCCGGUGAGUGGGAGGUGUAGCUGCACUCCUGGCUGGACUGGACACGACUGCAGGAAAGCCUGUGAUGCAGGACUCUGGGGAGCUGACUGUGCAGAAACCUGCGACUGCRGGAAUGGAGACGGCGGCUGCGACGCUGCGACGGGCCAGUGCCACUGUGAGGCUGGAUUUACUGGAACACGCUGCCAUCAGA